Messenger RNA from Setaria italica (foxtail millet), 1050 nucleotides. RefSeq names its product stem-specific protein TSJT1-like. Lineage: Eukaryota; Viridiplantae; Streptophyta; Magnoliopsida; Poales; Poaceae. The record is from RefSeq and is marked provisional.
AUGCUGGCGGUGUUCGAUCCCACGGUGGCCAAGUGCCCGGAGGGCCUCCGCAGCCCGCUGGUGGCCGGCGCGGCCGCUGCCGCGGCCGGCGGCGUGGGCGCGCUCAUGAAGGGCUUCUCCGCCUCACACGACGGCACCGUCACCGUCAGCCUGGGGCCCUCCGGCGCGCUGGCGUACUCGGCGGCCAACCAGAGCCCCCUCGUCCCUAGGUUGUUUGGUGCUGUGAAUGACAUCUUUUGCCUGUUCCAAGGGAACAUUGAGAACAUUGCCAACCUGAAGCAGCACUACGGCCUGAGCAAGACCGCCAACGAGGUGACUAUCCUCAUCGAGGCCUACAGAACCCUGAGGGACAGGGGUCCCGUCCCAGCCAGCCAGGUUGUGAGAGAUCUUAGUGGAAAGUUCGCAUUCAUCUUGUAUGACACCCUGUCGAAGUCCACCUUCGUUGCUGCUGACGCUGAUGGCAGCAUCCCCUUCUUCUGGGGCGUCGACUCGGAGGACCACCUCGUGUUCUCUGACGAUGCUGGGCUACUCAAGACCGGCUGCGGCAACUCGUUCGCGCCAUUCCCUAAAGGUUGCUUCUACACCACCUCCGGCGGGCUGCAGAGCUACGAGCACCCGCUGCACGAGGUCAAGGCGGUGCCGCGCGUGGACAGCCAGGGCCAGAUGUGCGGCUCCACCUUCAAGGUCGACAGCGAGACCAAGAAGAAGCAGGACGCCAGCAUCCCCCGCGUCGGCAGCGCCGCCGACUGGUCCAACCAGUUCUGACCGGCGGGCGGCGGCUUCUUCCACCGUCUUCUUGCUACCCAUUUCCACCGGCUGCUGUGAGGUGCCGAUCGGUGUAUCCGCUGAACCGCUGAGACGCUGAGUUCUGCUACGUUCCUUACGCAUUUGUCGAACGCUGUGAGACUCUCAGAUCGCUUUUUCUUAUCGUGGUGCUGAUACUAAUCAUACCGAGUGUCCCAGGUGGUGGUAGAUGUAUCUGCUAAAUCUAUCUCCCAUGUUUCAAUAAAGCUGAAUAAGAGGCUCACAUUUGGUACUGUGAAAUUGUAA